Messenger RNA from Juglans microcarpa x Juglans regia, 825 nucleotides. Its product is annotated as protein FAR1-RELATED SEQUENCE 5-like. Bases 1 to 825 code for a protein of 274 amino acids. NCBI's taxonomy places the organism in Eukaryota, Viridiplantae, Streptophyta, Magnoliopsida, Fagales, Juglandaceae. The record is from RefSeq and is a predicted model, not a curated record. The transcript has 2 exons.
AUGGCAAGACAUCUACGACUUGGAGCAGGUGGUGCUGGAGCGCUUCAAGACUAUUUUUGUAGAAUGCAGUACAAGAACCCCGGAUUCUUUGCCUUGAUGGAUUUAGAUGAUGAGGGGAGGUUAAAGAAUGUCUUUUGGGCAGAUCUACGCAGUAGGAUAGCUUAUCAAGAUUUUGGUGAUGUUGUAACAUUUAACACCACGUACUUGACAAACAGAUACGAGAUGCCCUUUGCUCCUUUUGUUGGUUGUAUGGAUGGUAUAGCAUCGUCAGCUAUUAUUACUGACCAAGAUAGAGCAAUGAAAAAUGCAAUUGCCAUUGUAUUUCCAAAAACUAGAUAUAGAUUUUGCCUUUGGCAUAUAUUGAAAAAAGUCCCCGAGAAGCUUGGCUCCCAUCGUGCGUACAAAAGUGGCCUGAAAACUCAACUGAUGAAGUGUGUGUAUGACACUCAAACUAUUGAAGAGUUUGAGAAAUCGUGGGAAGAGGUAAUUAGCACGUACAGCUUGCAAGAGAAUGUUUGGUUGCAAAGUUUGUACGCUGAGUGCACACAUUGGGUACCGGUGUUUCUAAAGGAGUAUUUUUGGGCUGGCAUGAGUACAACACAACGGAGCGAAAGCAUGAAUGCAUUUUUUGAUGGAUAUGUUCAUGCGAAGACAAACUUGAAUGAGUUUGUUGACCAGUUUGACAAUGCCUUGAAAAAGAAAAUCAAUAAUGAAAUCAGUUCGGACUUCCACUCAUUUAGCGUUACAGUAUCAUUCAUAUCCAGAUCUCCAAUCGAGAAGAGAUUCCAAGAGUUAUACACGAAUGCAAAAUUCAGGAAAGUUUAG